AGCUCCCUGACUCCCACUCUCAGGAUUGGCAGCCUUCUCUCUCCGUACUCCACGACCGUCCUAGUGCUCAGAGGGACACAGGAUGCUACAGCCUUCCUUAAACAGAGGAACAGCACAUGAUUUCCACACCCUGAAGGCGCUGGCCGAUGCUUCGGCGUGCCCAGUGGACCGUCGGGUCUGUAUUUCGCCAUUCUUGCUGGCCAGGGUGGCUCUGGAACUGCCGGCUUUGAAAUGGAAUUUUGGCUGGAAGGGGUUGGGCCACACCGGCACAGACUGGAUGCGGGUGGUCACAGAAAGAUCCCACUACACCUCAUCUCUCCUCCUCCCAAUUCUGGCAUUCCGCCAGACCCGCCAGACCGGCCCUUCCCUGCGCCCACACAAGAGGAGCGGGGAAGAGCGAGCAAGGCCAGCAUCCCUGGCUAGUGGCCGCGCGAACUGGCCCCUAGCGCCCGUGUCCCGUCGGGACGCGCGCAUCCCGAACGGGCUGCCAAGGCCCACAAAGCCCGGGCCCCGCGCCCCAGCCGGGCGAGCACAGAGCGGGGCGGGGCGGGCCGCGCGGGCCGGGGGUGUCGGAUGUCACCCGCCGCGUACACCUCGGCCGGGAGGCGGGGAAGCGAACCAUUGAGAUGAGGAGACCUCCUCGGUCCUAGAGCGGUGCAGGAAGUGUCCCAGGGGAGGGAGCCGGAGGGCUCCGGCCUUUCCUUUCCGCGGCUGCCCGGCCUGCGCGGCCCGCCAACCGGGACGCUGCUCAGCGGCGUCUCCCUUCGCUCCCAAGCCCAGCUGAAGCUUUCUAGAUGAUCCCGAGACAGGGUUCGCCUGCCCAGGGACGGAGUCUGGCCCCUGCAGAGGAGCCGCCUCGGCCAAGACACCAGGGAGACCGGGCUGGAAGGUGAGAACCCGCAGCCCUGCAGUCCCAGGCUUCGAGGCGAAGAGCCAGCAAACCUGGAAGAGUUUUAAUUUCUGAAGAUCUCAAGAACAAAGACAGUGACUUUGGUGCCAAAGCUUCAAGAUUGUGGCUUGCUGGGGCUAUAUCCUCCAAGAAGACCUGUCCCCCAAAGAUUUCCUGCCUUCACUGCCACCUCUUAGGGGAACCUACAUGGAGUGAUGCUCAUGGGAAGAGCCAUCUUUCUUUCUGCCCCCAUGUGGCCGUCUUCUGCCGCUGACCCCCAUCAAAUCCCAUCAUGCCCACAGCCCUGUGCCCACGAGUCUUGGCUCCAAAGGAAAGUGAGGAGCCCAGGAAAAUGCGGAGUCCUCCUGGAGAGAACCCCAGCCCUCAGGGUGAGCCUCCCAGCCCAGAGUCCUCUCGCCGCCUCUUCCGCCGGUUCCGCUACCAGGAGGCGGCAGGCCCACGGGAGGCCCUGGAGCGCCUCUGGGAACUGUGCCGGGGCUGGCUGCGGCUCGAAAGGCACACGAAGGAGCAGAUCCUGGAGCUACUGGUGCUGGAGCAGUUCCUGGCCAUCCUGCCAUGGGAGAUCCAGAGUUGGGUGCGUGCCCAGGAGCCGGAGAGUGGAGAGCAGGCUGUGGCUGCAGUAGAGGCCCUGGAACGGGAGCCAGGGAGACCCUGGCAGUGGCUCAAGCACUGUGAAGACCCGGUCGUGAUUGACGAUGGCGAUGUGCCUGGGCCUCAGGACCUUGAGCAAGAGCGAGUGUCAGCGGAGUCCCAGAGCAACCCUGACGCCCAGCCUGUGGCCCUUGCACAGGGCCUAGGGCUUCUCAGCAGACUACCAGGCCAGCCCACUGAGGACCCAGCUCCGCAAGAUGGUUCCCUUGUUCAGGAGCAGAGUGUCAGGGACGCCCAGCCGGUGACCACCUGCCAGCUGCCCCCGAACCGAGUUUCUCCAUUUAAGGAUAUGAUCUUAUGCUUCUCAGAAGAGGACUGGUCUCUUCUGGACCCAGCGCAGACUGGUUUCUACGGAGAAUUCAUCAUUGGGGAAGACUACGGGGUCUCCAUGCCUCCAAACGACUCUGCAGCUCAGCCAGACCUCUCACCUGAAGAGAACGGGCCACGGGUCAUAGAGAUGCCAGCCCUUCAGGGUAAAGAUGCGCCCCAGGUGUCCUGCCUAGACCUUCCCAGUCUCCAGCCAUUCCAAGAAGAAGGAAGGAAAUGGGAGGAACUGCAGGUGCCAGAGCUCCAGUCCUGCCAGCAGGUGGCGCUCACUCAGAGCCCUUGUCCAGGAGGGGAUCCACCACCCCUAAAGAAUAGCCUGGACCAGGAGGUGACCAUUGAGAUCGUGCUGUCCAGUUCUGGGGAUGAGGACUCCCAACACAGCCCAUACUGCACAGAGGAGCUGAGGAGCCCUGCAGAAAAGCCCCAUAGUCUCUCGACCCACCGCAACAGCACGGAGGUUGGAGGCGAGGUGCAAACCUCACAAAAGUCUUAUGUGUGUCCGAACUGUGGGAAGAUCUUCCGCUGGAGGGUCAACUUUAUCCGCCACCUGCGCAGCCGCAGGGAGCAGAAGCCACACAAAUGCUCAGUGUGUGGAGAGUUAUUCAGUGACAGCGAGGACCUGGAUGGACACCUGGAGACCCAUGAGGCCCAGAAGCCCUACAGGUGCACUGUCUGCGGAAAGAGCUUCCGCCUCAACUCACACCUGCUCUCCCACCGACGGAUCCACUUGCAUCCAGACAAACAGCCACCAGUGAAGAAGAGCGAGGAGGAUGCCUUGGAAACGGAGGGCACAGGUACCCAAGCCCUGCUGGAGAAGAGCAAGGCUAAGCUGGCCUUCCAGUGUGGGAACUGUGGGAAGGGCUUCCAGCGACACGACUAUCUGGUGAGACACCGUAGCCACUGUCACCUGAAGAGUGAGGCUCGUCCCCUCCAAUGUCGGUACUGUGUCAAAACUUUCCGGCAGAAUUACGAUCUCCUCCGCCAUGAGCGCCUGCACAUGAAGCGCCGCUCCAAGCAGGCUCUGAACUCAUACUGAGCGGGACGUGGCCCUACAAACUAGUCCCUGCCUAGCACAAAGCCCGAACCACCUGCCCUUUGCUCUCAGGUAGUGUCCGACUUCUGGUGCCAUGCCUCUUCCUCCCCAGAUAAAAAGUAGCCACCUGAGCACUCCUUCUACUGUGCCAAAACCCAGGGAGGUGAGGCAACUCUGCAUCUUAGAGACCUUUAGUCACAUGCUCCAGCCCUCAGAGGGACUGAGCUGCCCCAUCCCAUGCCUUCUAGGGGUGAGGUAUGUGCAGUGGGGAGCUGGCCUAAAGCCCUGACCCUGGUCCUGUCCUCAGAAGUCAGUUUGAGGUCAUUGUGUCUAGGAGAGUGUCCCACAGAUGGCCAGGAGGGCCUUUGGGGUCUGGGGAUUGUCAUGAGACCUGAUUUAGCCAGGCCACUGACCAUACGGGGAUCAGGAGCUCACAUUUUAAAUGUGUGCACCUGUCCCAACAUGUCUUCAUUGUGCCCCAAAGAUCCUUCAUAAAUCUGUGAUGGGAACUGCCUGUCACCACCCUGAGUCCUGCAUUCUGUCAGCCCAUCAAGGCUCUGUUGGGCGAGCCAAACCCUGGGACAGAAGCUUCUGUGAAGCCGUGUCCUUCAGGGGUACCCAGUCCACGGCAGUCUCUUUAGUUCCCUGGCACUGUUGUGACUGUACUAAACCUGAGCUCUUCUAACAUCAGCAGGGGGCGUUGUCCCAGCUGUGAGGCUGCAAAGGCCGAGAGCUGGUGUCAGCAGGGUUGGUUCUCUGAGGCUGGGGCUGUCGUCACUAACCCUUGUCUGUAGCCCUGGGCUGCAUACUGCACAGAGAAGCUGAGGAGCCCUGCACAAACGUCUUUGCCUUUGUCUCCACUGUGUCGGUCUCCAAGCGUAACCUUUUGUACAGGAUCCCAGUUUUUGGGUUGGGGCGCUAACCCUGUCUGUUACAGCUGAACCCCACCUACAUCUGGAGUGGCCCGUUUCCAAAUAAAGUCACAUCUUGAGGUGCUAGGAAUAAGGACUUCAACCCUGGAGUUUGAGUGGACAUAGCCAAACCCCAGAUGAUCUCAUGGUGCUGUUAUCCUGCCUCAGAUGAACCGAUGUGGACUUGGGGUAGCUUGCUGGCCAUCCCUUUGAAUGCUGGGCUCAGUCCAUUGUCUGUUCUCAGAGCUGCUGCCAUCUGCAAGGAAGAAUCCUCAUCCAUGGCCUUUAAGUUCAGAGCCUGGGAUUCUGGGGGUAGUUGUUGGUAGGAAACCUCAAGCAAUUGAAAAUGUGGUCUUACUGUCCUGGCCCACUGGUGUUGACCUCAGUUUGGCUAUGACUGGACCCAAGAGCUGCAGCCAGGCUGGUUCUGUAGGCUGUACCAGCUCUCAACUGUCAGGAAGCCUGAGAAAAUGAAUUCACGGCCUCUGGUGCUCUAUGUCCUGAUUUUCACAUCAAGAAGCCUCUAUUCAGAUGCAAUCAGAGAAUUUUGAGACUUUCUUUUUCUGCUCAGUGCAUUGCCCAGAAAUAGUAAAUGCAAUAAAACCACCACACCUUGAACAAGAAAUAAACUGUCCUAGUUUCUAACUAGUUCUCUUCUA
Molecule: messenger RNA, 4491 nt
Organism: Alexandromys fortis (reed vole)
Lineage: Eukaryota; Metazoa; Chordata; Mammalia; Rodentia; Cricetidae
Product: zinc finger protein 496
Exons: 12
Coding region: 1182-2924 (580 amino acids)
Biological process (GO): regulation of DNA-templated transcription
Source: RefSeq, a predicted model, not a curated record